CUCGUGUCUCAUUGACCAUGCAGAUUAAGGAUAGAGGUAAAGUUGCUUUUGGAUGCUCGAGGCGCGGUUCCUGACCACCGUUGAUCAUAAAGCAAGAAAUGCCAUGGACGGCAGAUGGUUGCAUUGCGGUAUACCGGUAGAUAGAGAAGACGAUGCCAUCAAUAUCAAUGAAGACCGUCGGCUGCAUAAUAGCAGUUUUGGUUUUGAUGAGCUUUCGUUCUUUUCUGGUAAACGAAAAACUGCAAAAGGAAGAAUUGUCAAGAACCACAGGGGCAGAGCUUCAAGCUGCACAAAUGAUAAUCGAAGUCAACCUGGAUACUCCUAUAGCUACUAGUAUAGACAAUGACGAUGACAAUGACGAAGAAGAGGAAGAAGAUAAUGGUACCACCAGACUGGAAAAUGCUACCCCUAUGCUACCCUCAGCACUAUUAAGAGAAGAUUCAGAUACCCCUGCUACCCCUGUGAUACCCUCAGUACUACCGGUACCGGUACAUGUAUUCAGGGAAGAUAAUCAUACCCAAGUGAUAUCUACAAUCUCCCAGAACCAACGUGACUUUUACGACUAUCACUACCAGCAAAUGCAAGAACUCUUUGGGAACUUUCGGCACACCAACGUCAUUUACUGGGCCACACGACAAAAGUUUGAACAAUUCCUGCAGCAUUUUGAUCAAGCCCAACUUUGGAGAGUCAACAAGACCGAAUCCCGCUCCCAAAUACUAGAUAUUCAAGACUACCACGACAAGGGCUACAAGUACUUGAAAAUUGGAUCCAUUUGCAUUCUGGCAAAAAACUUUAAUCGCUAUCGACGACAACUCAACGCAACGCCCUAUCCGCACAUUGCCUUUUUUCGCAUGGACGAAAACUGGGGUGGAUUUUCCCAACAGAUUCCUGGUAAAACCACCGAUUGGGUUCCCGACUUGAUGGCCACUUGGAAAAAGGAGGGAUGCAAGAAUAGUACCAUUUGGGAAUACAUCAAUCAUCCCGAGACACUCUUGGCGGUCACUACACAGUUUCAGCUCUUUGGAGAUCAUCCCAAGGUACAUUCCUUGCCAUUGGGAGUACGGACACCCGACAAAAUCAAGUUUAUGCUCGAUUUUCUAGAUCAACACCACCAACAACCACGCACUCAACUACUCAUGCUCAAUUGCAAAGGACGACCCAUGCGCAAACAAGCCAUGGAAGCCGUCAUUCGCAACUUUCAAGGAACCGUACGCAAUACAUUUGGCAAGGGCAAAGCCGCCGAAAAGUCCUUUUUUGAAGAAAUGAUGCGUUCCAAAUUCAUUCUCAGUCCGGGCGGGUUGGGAUUGGAUUGUUAUCGUCAUUGGGAAGCCAUGUAUUUAGGCACCAUUCCUGUUAUUGAGCAUUUGAAUCGAACCGAUGGAUGGUACCGAUCCUUUCAAGGAUUGCCCGUCGCAUGGAUUGAUUCUCAUGACAAUGUCACACCGGAAUGGCUCGAACAAGAAUAUCAACGCAUCAUUGCCAAGGCCAAAGAAUAUCGUUACGAACGAUUGACGGCACAGCAUUGGAUCCAAUUCAUAAAGUCCUUUUGGAAAAAUAACCAAACGAAGGAAAUAUUAUAAAGAGAGAGAGAGACAAACAAUCUACUAUGCAUACAGCGAAGAAAUCAAUCGCCGGUUUGCAUCGCAUCCUUUUUAAAAUUAACAUGCCACACGCAGCAAUGAUGCAAUGUCGAGGAGACAGACCUUUGUCAAAGCCAUUUAGAACGGAACAGUUGAUCCGUAGCUGUGGCCAUCCGACAAGUCACGGAAAGGUAAAGAGACCGCUAUCAGUCCAAGGAAAACGAACGUCUUUCGAAACCUGAGGUCGUCCCUGAUCCCAGGGAACCUAGUCCCCUAUUUGGCCUCUUCUUUUCCGAAGCCAAACUCACUGUUGGCCGCCCUAGAUAACUUCCCUUCCCUAUGGCUACCCUGGUAGCUAUAUCAAAGUAACAAUGAGGUUUGUUGGGGGCGUUUUAUUACCUGGAUGCAGAUGGCUCUCGAUUUCUAUCUUCACCGUGCUUCAUGGGACAGCAAUUGACUCGGCUCCCUGUUCUUUUCCUACGGUAGCUAAGCCUCACCCUCUGCCGGCUUUGUGGAUACUUCCCUGGCAACCCUUUUGCACUGAAGAAAAGGACCGCAAUGUAUGGCACAAGAGGCAGCGAGGCCGCCAAAACCAUGCAUGCGAGCCCGAAUCGCCUGCUGUUGCGUUGCUCAGACUAUUGCUAUUAACCUAUUUUGCCACGCUAGUCUAGUAACGGCAUCAAGCUGGAGGCAAAGAAGGGCCCAUGCUAGCUAUAUGGGUACUUUUGCCAGCCACCCAGUUCAAAUCUUGAUUCGACUGUCACUCGAUCGCUCAACGCAAGAGGACAAAGGCUAGCACCACCACCAAUACAAUGGCACCGCUCCAAGCUGUUCUCCAGGCUUGUUCCUUGUCGUCUUGGAGUUUGUACCGCACAAAUACAGCCACGGCGACCAGCAGCGCCAGCCAUCAAACCAACGCAAUGGUGCCACCUACAAAUAGCCGAUGAAUCCUUUCGUGAUUCAUGGGGCCAAUACGAAGCCCAAUCACCAGCAACAUCACAUCAAGAACUACUCCCAAGCACAACACGGGGAAAUAGUAGCGACGGCUUGACUUCAUCAGAGGAGCCGCCCUCUCCUGGCUUUUGGAUGCAUCCUCCAGAGUCUCUUCCGAACUUUCGGGCUACAUUUCUUUUGUCAAUUGUUCCUCUUGGUCCAUCUUGCUUGCCAUCGUUGACAGAUGCAGUUUUGACUUGGUACAGUCUCAGCCGCCCAGCCCUUCCUCCAGCUUCUGGGUACUGGUAGCAUGGUCGACAUCGUCACGUGGCUCCAGCUCCUUGGAAGGCUUUACUUUGCAAUCAACAUGAAAGCUUGGUUCCUUCAUUGUCGUCUUCUAUCCAUCCAUCUCUCUACCUAUGAAGAACGGGAGCAGUUGACCCGCGCCUUGGCUUUUUGAUGAGCCGAUCGCGGCCAUGGAUCGUUUUGUGUGUUUCCAAAAUCACGUCUUGGAUCUUUUUACGUGGGCAACCACGGAUCGCCCGCGCAGAGCGAGGAAACGAGAAACGAGAUUGAGUGGGAAGUGCUGAGUGACUC
Molecule: messenger RNA, 3110 nt
Organism: Seminavis robusta
Lineage: Eukaryota; Bacillariophyta; Bacillariophyceae; Naviculales; Naviculaceae
Source: the annotation of a GenBank genome assembly